Molecule: messenger RNA, 2076 nt
Organism: Thermothielavioides terrestris NRRL 8126
Lineage: Eukaryota; Fungi; Ascomycota; Sordariomycetes; Sordariales; Chaetomiaceae
Exons: 4
Coding region: 206-1747 (513 amino acids)
Biological process (GO): endocytosis; Golgi to endosome transport
Cellular component (GO): clathrin vesicle coat; endosome; plasma membrane
Molecular function (GO): clathrin binding; phospholipid binding
Source: RefSeq, a predicted model, not a curated record
AGCGCAAGCUGUCAGCCGCUCAAGCGUCCAGGCCUGCGUUCCUGCCCAUCCCUAAUCGCGAGCCCAAUUCGCCCGAGUCGUGGAUCGCGAUCAACCGCCCGUUGCGGAGAGCUGUUGUAGACAUCUGACCUAACAGAUUUGGCUCUUCCACUACAACGAAUUUCUCUCCUCAACGUUGGCUUCGGCCGUCCCGAGUUUUGGCGCAAUGGAUCUCACCAGCCUCAAGAACACGGUGUCGAACCUGACGCUGUACGACAUCAAGGCCGGCGUGCGGAAGGUGCAAAAUGCUGUCAUGAACUACACCGAGAUGGAGGCAAAGGUGCGCGAGGCCACCAACAAUGAGCCAUGGGGAGCGUCCUCGACUCAGAUGCAAGAGAUUGCCGACGGCACCUUCAACUACCAAACACUGAACGAGAUUAUGCCCAUGAUCUACCGGCGCUUCACAGAAAAGUCGGCCGAGGAAUGGCGGCAGAUCUACAAGGCGCUGCAAUUACUCGAAUACCUGAUCAAGCACGGUUCCGAGCGCGUCAUUGACGAUGCCCGGUCUCACAUAACCUUGCUCAAGAUGCUGCGCCAAUUCCACUACAUCGAUCAGAACGGCAAGGAUCAAGGUGUCAAUGUCCGGCACCGCGCCAAGGAACUGGCCGAGUUGCUCAGCGAUGUCGAUCGCAUCCGGGCUGAGCGCAAGAAGGCACGCGCCAACAAAGGAAAGUUCACCAGCAUGCAAGGCGGCGGCGGCUUUGGCAGUUCGAGCCGCUAUGGCGGGUUUGGGAGUGACUCGACCUACGGCGGCGGCAGCAGCUCCACGUAUGGCGGCUACGCUGGCGGGGUUUAUGGCGAUGGCGGCGGUUUCGGAGGGCAAUCGGACGAGUUCCGUGGGUCCCAGUCGCGGCCGGACAAGUUUGAGGAGUAUGAUGAGUUCGAUGAAGGGGAGCGCCCGGCCGCUGCUUCGACACGCUCGGCGAGGACAACACGAGACACAACUGAGCGGGUGGGGGUGUAUCGGACCACUGAGCCGCCGAAGAAGAAGGAGCCGGAGGUGGAUCUCGUUGACUUUGACGAACCUGCUGCCCCGGCUGCCCCCGCGGUUGCACCCCCUAAGGCCUCUGGACUGUCAUCGCUCGAUAGCGGGGCCAAUGACGAUGAUGAGUUCGACGAUUUCCAGUCUGCAACGCCCGCCACGCAGACAGGUGGCCCUGCAGCUUCAUCCACCAGCUCCGUUCCCCCGCCCCUGGGAGCAAGCAUCUUACCCCUAGCGGCGCCGAAACCUGUAUCGGCGCCCCAGCAGGCCAACCUCAGUGGCAUGGUCGCCAAGUCGUCCAUCUCUCCGCCGCCUAGUUCCACUGCCAGCCCAGCCGGCAACUUGUCCGCCUUCUCCGCACCCCUGACGGCCGCCACUCUCUCUCCAACGCAGGCGCCGAAGCCUGCAGGAUUCCAAGCUUCCGCUCCCAACUACUUCUCAUCAGUGCAAACCGGGGGCUCUUCUACCCUGGGCGGGGCCAAACCGGCCAGUGGACCUGCUGGUGCGAAGCCGGCUGCGGGCGGCGACGCAUUUGGCGCUCUGUGGUCCCAGGCGAGCGCUGGCAUCAAGAAGAGUGGUCAGGCUGGGCCUGGCCCGGCCAUGGGCCAGCUUGCCAAGGAGAAGAGCAGCGCCGGUAUCUGGGGCGCGCCGGCUGCCUCGAGCGCCGGCAAGCCUGCCGGCGGCAACACAUCACUUGGCAACGGGCUCGAUGACUUGCUCGGCUAACCAGCUGCUUUCAUUGACCGUAUGGUUGUGAGAUCGGGAACUGGCGGCGCAAUGAUAUCGUCGUCGGAUCUAAAGCCAACAUGUAGGUGCACGAAAGUAGAGGGUUAUACAAUUGAGCGGAUUAUCUGUUUGCUUGUUUGCUCCAAUCCCCGCUGCCCUAAUUCCCGGCCGCGCGACUCUGCCUGCUCGGCCUUGGGCUCUGGCCGCCAGCUGGGCCGCAGGGCUGUAUCGUGCAUCAACAACGCCGCAUGUUUUCCCACCAAGCGGUGCCGAGCCGUACCGACCGUAACAUGCGGGCCGUCCAUCGACCGGGCCCAGCCGCCAUUGUC